This is a messenger RNA of Rhipicephalus microplus (southern cattle tick), 681 nucleotides long. RefSeq lists its product as uncharacterized. Gene Ontology annotation, biological process: cell fate specification; positive regulation of DNA-templated transcription; regulation of transcription by RNA polymerase II. Gene Ontology annotation, cellular component: chromatin; nucleus. NCBI's taxonomy places the organism in Eukaryota, Metazoa, Arthropoda, Arachnida, Ixodida, Ixodidae. Gene Ontology annotation, molecular function: RNA polymerase II cis-regulatory region sequence-specific DNA binding; DNA-binding transcription factor activity, RNA polymerase II-specific. The record is from RefSeq and is a predicted model, not a curated record.
AUGCUUCUGCAGCAGGCGCCCUCUUCCCUGCACGGUGGCUCCCAGGGCUCGUCUGUGGGAAGCCGCCUGUCGGCCACCAACCACCACCACACGACACUGGUGUCCGAUGACCGGCGCGACGACCGGCUCGACGGGCGCUCUCCUCUCAGCAGCACCGGCUCGAUCGACCUUCACGACCGAGGCGGCAAGCUGUCUUCGAGCGCAGCGGUCUCCGGUCUCCCGCAGCCGUCGCCUUUGCUGCCGUACUUCUACCCGCCGUCUCUGUACCCGCCGGGCCUGACGUUGCCGCAGCUGUUCUUCCCCGGCGCCGCCGCCGCCGCUGCGGCAGCCGCAGCAGCCGCCGCCGCAGGUCUGCCGACAUCUCCUCCCGGUGUGGCGACAACUCCAGCUGCGCUCUCCUUCCUGAUGGCAGCCAACCACCCGCUGCUCAACCCGGCGGGCUACUCCGAAGUUGCCGCCAGGCUAAAGCAGCACCGCUUCUCGCCCUACACGUUACCGGGUAGUCCCGUGUCGGCGACGGCGUCUCAGCACUCCCCCUUCCGGUUCCGACCUGGCGCCGGUGGCUUCUUCGACGAGGAAGGCUCCCCGCCGCCGCCCGAUCUGCGGUCGCCUACCGAGGCUUCCCGAGGCAACACCAGCGGCACCCAACGCCGCCUUCGUCGACGACUCCUCCUCCCCUGA